UAUGAAACUUAAAAAAAAAACACACCAUGGCUUCUCUCCUUGGAGGUUCUGCUUCUGCAGAACAUGCAACAGGACUGUGUAAAGGUAUAGCCGACACGGAAGACGAAGACGAUCUUUUCGAGAUCGAUCUUGAUGCGGUCGACAGCAUUCCUCCACCACAGUACUACUGGGGCGACUAUUUCACUGCAACCGGAAAUGCACUGCUAGCCAAUUGCCUACUGCCGGUAACGGAUAUCUCCCGUGCAGUUCCAAUGGUUUCCAAGUCAUUGUCAUACUCACCGGAGGCGGCAGCCAAUGUUGUAAUGAUGCCAAAGCCAAUGCCCUUGGGGCAUCUUCUUGGUCUGCCAUUCUUGGAGGCUCUCGUGCUUCACCAAAAGGAAGUGAAACCCAAAUGUAAUUUGAUUAGGGCAAAUGAUGCCCAUUUGGAAGUUGGGUCUGAGCCAGCAAUAGAAGGAAGAUAUUACAUUGUUGAUACUGUUUAUGGAGGCUAAGCAUUAGCUUUUCAAAACUCAACGUUUUAUUUGCACGUCUGUCUUUUUCUCCUUCUCACAAGGGUCUCUAUAGGUUACACAAAUAGUCCAAUUAAUUUCUUUUUUGGAAAGGGGACAGAAAGGGAAAUUGAUUUAGGAUCAUGAUUUAUAUUACUCCCUUUUUUUAUAUUAAAUUUUAUUUGCUAUUUUUUUUUUAAACAGCAAAGUGAUAAUAUAUUAUUAAGGAAAAAAGUAAGUACAACCAAAGUUUUAGAGGGC
Prunus persica (peach) is the source of this 749-nucleotide messenger RNA. RefSeq lists its product as uncharacterized. NCBI's taxonomy places the organism in Eukaryota, Viridiplantae, Streptophyta, Magnoliopsida, Rosales, Rosaceae. The transcript has a single exon. Bases 27 to 491 code for a protein of 154 amino acids. The record is from RefSeq and is a predicted model, not a curated record.